AUGACAAAACCCCAUCUUCUUCUUGAUCAACUUCCAGUGGAGCUUAUUUUUAACAUAUUUACCUAUUUAAGCACUGCCGAGAUUCUUCAUUCAUUCUACAGUUUCAGUCGAUACUUACGAAAAUGCAUACGUAACUAUGACGGAUACAAGGUGAAUUUGAAAGCUAUAUCUAAACGUCAAUUUGAUCGAAUCUUUCGAGCAAUUCGUCCCGAUCAAAUAGUAACAUUGACAUUAUGCGAUGAUGAAGAAACACCUGGUCAAAUGUCUCUUUUCUUCACACUCUUUCCUGCAUUCGAACAAAGUUUCAUUCGCUUAGAAUGCCUUCAUAUACGCAAUUUCGAAGCAUGUCCAAUCCUGCAUCCAAUGAACGUUUUACAUACAAUCUCGAUCGAUUUUGUCCAAUGGCCGGUCCAUUCUUUUGGGAUUGCUAACAUCCAAAAGUUCGACGAAAAAUUCGCCAGUAUUUUUCGCCUUCCGACAUUACGUACAUUGAUUUUAAACAAGGAGUCAGUCAAUAAUCGGUUUAACAUACAAAUCCUACCCACGAAUGAGAAUAUUACUCAAUUUGAAAUUCAUUUACGAACAAUCGAUAAUCUUUCGUUACUUUUCAAAUGUUUUCCGAAUAUUCAGCGAUUAACAUUCAGUUUAAAUACAACCUCAGUUGACGAUGAUUUUACUUCAGAAUUUCGUAUUCCUCGUUCAUUGACUCAUUUAACGAUGAAAGUCAGUUUUGGUCUGCGAGAUGAAAUCAAACGAAUUCUUCAAUCAUGCCCGAUGUUAAUCUAUCUGAAUAUUCAUAUUGAGUGGAAACAAACGGAUACUCUGCAAUGGCUCGAUGCUGACUGGUGGCAAUCGAUCGUCGAAGAAUUUCUACCUCGACUGGAAAUCUUUCGUUUACAGGUCGAUAUUCCAUCUUCACCAGAAUUGAACAUCACGAACGAUUCGCUAAAAGGUUUUCAAACACAGUUUUGGACAAAUCGAUCGUUUACUAUCGGUAUGAUGCCAUUCGACCCAUUAUCCGUCGAUUGCCGACGAGAAACGAUAGAAAAUAAAGUUCUGACGAUUAACCUAGCCUCUUCACCGAUGAUUACUUUCCCAAAUGCGGAAAUAUUGAAAUUAGAACAUGUCACGAAUUCUGAGACUACGUGUUAUGUCAUCUCACAAUUGGUAGAAAUACAAAGAUAUAUGAAUGACUUUUCGAUUCUCGAACAUUUGAUACUGCAAAGUGCUUGUGCUGUUACAUCUUCUGUAUUAACUCAAUUGAUUAACGUUUCACCAUGUUUGACUCGUUUGACUAUUUCAUCAUUCAACUCGCAGUUACAUCCAUUGUUGAAUUCGAAAUAUCCUCAGAUACGUUGGCUUGACAUGAGACGUGAAUACUUACCGAAGAAAUUUCGAACGAGUUUAUGCUCCGCAUUUCCUUGUCUCGAACAUCUGAUGAAUUGUUAUCUUUACGACGAAGUUUAUUUAGAAAUUCUCAUCGAAAAUUUGAAAGAUUUACAAAAUUUAACAACACGUAUCCUAUCAUAUUACUUCGAGGACGAUGGAGAACUCGAUCACUGGCUACGAACUCACACUCGGCUGAAAAAUUUUGCUUUUAAAUUAAUUGAUCACCGACAAAUACUUCUAUGGAUUAGUAAUUAA
Adineta ricciae is the source of this 1644-nucleotide messenger RNA. Lineage: Eukaryota; Metazoa; Rotifera; Eurotatoria; Adinetida; Adinetidae. The record is from the annotation of a GenBank genome assembly.